Vanderwaltozyma polyspora DSM 70294 is the source of this 2643-nucleotide messenger RNA. RefSeq names its product deoxycytidyl transferase (gene REV1). Gene Ontology annotation, biological process: error-prone translesion synthesis; error-free translesion synthesis. The coding region runs from base 1 to 2643 and encodes 880 amino acids. Lineage: Eukaryota; Fungi; Ascomycota; Saccharomycetes; Saccharomycetales; Saccharomycetaceae. Gene Ontology annotation, cellular component: nucleus. Gene Ontology annotation, molecular function: deoxycytidyl transferase activity; damaged DNA binding; DNA-directed DNA polymerase activity. The transcript has a single exon. The record is from RefSeq and is a predicted model, not a curated record.
AUGAAUUGUGAUGAUGAUAAAAUUUCAUUCUUAUCUUCAUUAGAUGAUGAUUCUCUAAUACAAUAUGUGGAACAUAUAUCGCAAAAUGGCACAACAACGUAUGCUAAUGAUGAUGCUGGAAAUAUGGAUUUAAAUAAAAAUACUAAUGAUGAUGAUUUAUCGAAGAAACAAAAUCCAAAGAGAAAAAACUACACCAGAGGUGAUUAUUUUAGAGAUAAAAGGGCAAAACAAGCAAAGCAAGAUAAGAUUUUAUUAAAUAAUAAUAAAGAUAAAUUAAAAAUCUUUGAAAAUUGUACUAUCUACAUAAAUGGUCAUACAAAUCCAGAUAGAUUAAAAUUGCAUGAGCUAAUUGUGAUUCAUGGUGGUAAAUUCUUGCAUUUCUUAUCUGCAAAAGGUAGUGCAACUCAUAUUGUAGCUUCUAAGUUACCAUUGAAAAAGAAAUUAGAAUAUGCAAAUUAUAAGGUUGUUAAUCCUGAUUGGAUUAUGAACUCAAUUAAUGCUGGUAAACUUUUACCAUGGCAAGAAUAUUCUUUGGUAUCUGAUGUUAAUUUUGGUCAAUCAAAAUUAAAACUUAAAAACUUAGAGAUUAAAAAUGGAGAUACAAGUAGUGUCAUAAAUUGUAAUGAUCCAAGUUUUAUUGAAAAUUAUUUUAAAAAUUCACGUCUUCAUCAUUUAUCCACUUGGAAAUCUGAAUUAAGGUCCAAUUUUGUUCAAGAUUUGUUAUCUUCAAAUACCAGGAGAAAGAUUCAAAAAGAGGAUACAUUGAAAAUAUUUCAUGUAGAUUUUGACUGUUUCUUUGCUACUGUUGCUGCAUUAUCAGUGACAGAUAUGGCUAUAGAUAUUAAUAAAGAUGCGAUAUUGGUUUGCCAUGGUUCAAAAAAUUCUGACAUUGCUAGUUGCAAUUAUGUUGCAAGAAAUUUAGGUAUCAAAAAUGGUAUGUGGGUAUCGAGAGCUGAAAAAUUAUGUCCAAAGGGAAUGAAAUUAAUAUGUUUGCCUUAUAAUUUUGAGCAAAUUGAAUUGAAAUCAAAAAUAUUUUACAAUGUUCUUAAAGAACUUGAACUUUUCCAAUUAAUCCUACCAAUUUCAAUUGAUGAAGCUAUAUGUGUUAUAUCAAAUCCAGAUCCUUUCAUUGACCUCAAUGGAGUAUGUGAAACUAUACGAAAUCUGGUUCACCAAGAAACAGGUGGGUGUACAGUAAGUAUUGGUUGUGCUGAAUCACUAAUACUUGCAAGGUUGGCAUUAAGAUUGGGUAAACCAGAUGGAUAUUAUGUCGUAAACUCAAAUUCUGACAUAGCAAAUAAUGUUGAAUUUUGGAAAAAAUUUAAGAUUACUGACCUACCAGGUUUUGGAAAUGCAACUCUAAAUAAAUUGGAUGAACAGUUCAAUAUAAAAGAUCAAAAUUCAUUGUAUAACCUGCAGCAAUUGGUAAUUAAUAAUGAUUUGAAAAAUAUACUUGGUAAUAAGACAAGUGAAAAACUUAAUUUAGCAUUAAAAGGUUUGGAUGAUAAUGAGAGCACUAAAAUGAUAUAUGAUCCUGAUGAAGUUUUCAAAAGAAAAUCGUUAUCUAUGGAAAUAAACUGGGGUAUUAGAUUCGAAAAUAUUGGCCAGGUUGAUGUUUUUAUCGAUAGGUGUGCCAAAUAUCUUGUUGAUAAAUUAAUUAAUAUGAACUCUAAAAUUGACCAAGUAACUCUAAAGAUUUCAAGAAAGGCAAAGUCAGCGCCAGAGAAUCCUUUAAAAUAUAUGGGUAUGGGGCUCUGUGAUUCUUUUAGUAAGAAUAGUAAAUUAGGUCUCCCUACAUCUGAUAUAGGAAUAAUUGCAACUGAAGUUAAAAGCUUAUUUAGAAUGUUAAGUUGUCCGCCAACAGAAUUGAGAGGUGUAUCUAUUCAGUUUAAUAAGUUGAUUGAUACUAAUGAUGUUGACUAUAGAUUGAAACUUCCCUUUAAGAAAAUUAUUGUUGAUGAUACUUUUAACAAAAUUCCCGAGAAAUUAAAGCCUACUAUUAGAAAAGAACUAAAUAAAAGAGAAAUUGCCAUAUUUUCAUCGAGAACAGGAUCUUUACAACCGAAGAAACAAAUUGAUAAGAAGUUCUCUCCUACAAAAGAAGAAGAGAAAUUUAUUCAAGAACUUCCAACUCAAAUUCGUAAGGAAGUAAUUCAUGACUUGACAAUUAUUAAAAAGGCAAAGCAUUCCAAAUUGGAUGAUGUAAAGGAAUCUGCCAGAAAAAGAGAGAAUAAUUUUAGACAGAGUAAAUUUCAUUUCCAAGGUAAAGACUCUAUAUUCAAACAAAUCAGUUUCCAAGGCGAGACUUCUUUUAAAAAAAUAUCAAAACUAGUAACAAAUUGGAUAAAUGCGACACUAAAUGAUGCAGGACCUCAUGUAAAAGAUGUAAAAUUGUUCGAAAAAUACCUCAUCAAAUUAGCAAAUACAAACCGGAUCCAUAUGGUUUUAAGUUUGGUUGAAUUGGUUUCAAAUCAACUUAAUUUAAAUUCAACAAAUGAAACUCUGAAUGUAUACAAUAACUCAGUUGAAACUGGAUUUCAACAGUGGGAACAGGUUCUAUUGAAUAGAAUGAUCCCAAUUCUGAAUAAGAAUAAACAUACUUUCCAAACUGAAAGGAAAUUGAAUAUUGAAUUCAAUAUUUGA